AUGGGACUACAUAAACCUAAUUUAAUUGUACUUCUCAUUCUUGUUCUUAUGUUUGUAUUAUUGAUUGUUUCAUUUUCAUCAUCAUGGUAUAAAACUAGUAUUAGAGGACCAGAUCAUUUAGUUAGUUAUAUACAAUAUAAAUAUGAUUCAAUACAGAAUAUAACAAAGUCGAAUGCAACGAUACGGAUUGAAUGGAACAGUGAUCAACAAAUGCCAAACGCAAAGAGGAUAUUUCAAUUGUCGUUUGCAUUUACAAUAGUUGCUUGGGUUUUCACAGUGGUCAACAUUACAUUGAUUGGAUUUUCGCUGGGUGGAUAUCUGAAAAAGAUACCUCCAUGUGUACCUAUCAACAAUAUCGUUAGAUUCCUUCCGAUUGGCAUGCUGAUAUUUACAUUGCUUUCGGUAUUUACAUUUCUUGGACUGCCGCGCGCCAUUGACCAAGACUGCUGGGAGCACGAUAACUUUGGUUUACUCUGUCAACCAGAAGAACAGCGAGACAGACUAGUUGGAUCACUAAACGAAGGAAACAUUUCAUGGGGACCAAUCGAAGGUUGGUUUUGUUGUCUUAUUUCAUCUGCCUUAUCUUUGGCAGCAACUGCAGUUUCAAUUAUAUCAUCUCGUUAUACAAUUUAA
Messenger RNA from Heterostelium album PN500, 633 nucleotides. RefSeq lists its product as uncharacterized. The transcript has 3 exons. Bases 1 to 633 code for a protein of 210 amino acids. Lineage: Eukaryota; Evosea; Eumycetozoa; Acytosteliales; Acytosteliaceae. The record is from RefSeq and is a predicted model, not a curated record.